GAGGAGAGCACUUCCUGCCUCGUUCCUUCCGGCGGGGUUGAAGCUGAGCUGCCUCGCCUUGCCUCGGGUGUCGCGAGAAGGACGUCGGCGCGCCGCAUUCCUGCCCUCUCCUCUUCCUUCCUCUCUCCUUCCUCACCGAGAGCGUGAGAAGGAGCCUCCGCCUCUGCCGCGUUUCUCCUGGGUUAAGUUGGGCCUGCUGCUGCUGCCGCGGCCUCCGACGACGACGCCAUGCCGAAGAAUAAAGGUAAGGGAGGUAAAAACAGAAGGCGAGGUAAGAAUGAAAAUGAAUCAGAAAAAAGAGAACUGGUGUUCAAAGAAGAUGGACAAGAGUAUGCUCAAGUUAUCAAAAUGCUGGGAAAUGGUAGACUGGAAGCAUUAUGUUUUGAUGGUGUAAAGAGGUUAUGCCAUAUCAGAGGAAAACUGAGGAAAAAGGUUUGGAUAAAUACAUCCGAUAUCAUAUUGGUGGGUUUGAGAGACUACCAGGAUAACAAGGCUGAUGUAAUUCUAAAGUACAAUGCAGAUGAAGCCAGAAGUCUGAAGGCAUAUGGAGAACUCCCUGAACAUGCCAAAAUUAAUGAAACUGAUACAUUUGGGCCUGGAGAUGAUGAUGAAAUCCAGUUUGAUGACAUCGGGGAUGAUGAUGAAGACAUUGAUGAUAUCUAAAUGGAGCAGAGGUAUACAUUCCAACUUUGUACCUCAAGAUUUUUUUUCAAAUCCCUAUCUUUAAGAAGACUGAAACGGCACAUUUGUAGUAACUAAAAACCAAUUUCCGCCCAUUCUUUUAAGUAUUUAUAUUUCUGUAAAAAAAACAGAUAAUGUUGGAUUCACAAAAGUUAAAUGAAAUAUUACAACUAUUUUUCUCUCUUUACCAUAGACUUUUGCAUCUCUGUGUAAAUACACUAUAAAUCCCCUCAUUUGCUUCACUUGUUUUUACCACUCAAGUUCACUAAACCUAUUUUUUGAAAUAAAAAUGUCCUUAUCAUGGAUUUGAUUAAAUACCAGCUUGGGUUUAGUGUCCAACCUGCUAGUGCUGUGUCUUUUCCAUAGUGUCCUUUAAAGUCAAUUUGUAAGAUUUUCAUAACAGAAAGGACAGAAGUCUUCAUUAAAAUCCAUAGUAGCUGAAUCUGCUUUUAAGGUUUUAGUUGCCUGUUAUUUUUAUACUGCUUUUGAUAAUAAAUUUCCUCUCUUUCACAGAUGAGCUUGCCAUAGUGGAGAAAAAUAAAAUCUAAAACAUUAUUUGUGUUUGAACAGCAAUUCUGUAUGUAGUAAUAAUACUGGUUAAACACUGGGUAGUAUUAAAUACAAGCUAUUGUGAAUUAGAAAAGGCACUUUUCUCUUGAAGUUAAACAUUUAAAUUUAAUGUAUUAAUACAUUUAUAUUUAUACAUAUUAUUUGGGUACAAAUACUUGCAGGGGAUCGCGAAAAAGGUAAUUCCACUGAUUUCUUCUCUUUCGUUGAAAGUAGGGGUUGGAUGGUGCAGUGGAGACUGAAGGAGAAAGGGGAGUCUCUGCUGGAUCUCAAUUCUUUCUAGGAGAAUUCUGUUCCCUGUAGUUUAUAGAAGGCAAACCUUGCAUCAAGUCCAUUUAGAAUAUUUUAAAAUACUUAGUAAAGAUAUUAAAGAUGUUUGAAUAGUAUAAUUUUAAAUGUCUUUAAGUCCAUCAAUUAAUACAGGGAUUGGGAGCUUCCAGAGAUUAUAUUGGUAUCUGACUGAGUAGUGCUCUUGGGAAUGUUCCUCCAAACCACAAGUCUCAGUCACAACUAUAUCUGCCCCAUAUUAUUUCCCAGUCCACGAGGAUAUGUGACAGAUGAAGUCAACUCCUUAAAUAAAAUAAUGCUGGAGUCCAGUAUUGUCAAGGUUCACCCCCUAUUCCACCUAAUCCAUUAUAAGGUUCACCUGGAUAAAGUUAAUGCAGAUUAAAAGUUCUGAAGAUUUCCCUUAGAAAUCAGCAGUCAGAUACUAGUAAACCUUUCAGUUUGAAUGGGAGUGGUACACAUAGUCCUAUACAUAUUUACACAUUUUAGAGUGGGUUCAUAUCUCUGGUAUUAUCCAGACUGAUUGCCACAAUUUUCAUGUAAAAUAUUCAUACUUAAAACAGAAUGUUUUUUAACUGAGAAAAUGAGAACUUCAGGAAUGGAAGUGCAUUCAGCCACAUAGAUUUACAGUUGCAUACAUGCAGUACAGUGGAAUUAACCUCCCCAUAUUGAGUUUUAAAGUUAUGUGUUUGCUGAUAGAUACAGAAUUCUCUCAUGGUUUCCUUCAUGAGCAUUUGAUAUUAAAUGAUGCAAACUGUUCGAUGUGAAUUAUGAGUUUUACCCUUUAUAAAUGAGAGAGAAGGUUUUAAAUUCGCAAAACCUGUCUUUGUUGCAUUUGGCAUGUAGUUUCUUGAGAAGUUGCUUGUAUCUUACUCUGGAUAAUCAUGCAAAAAUAUUGUUGAAUAAACAAAUGUGCUAUCUGAUAGUAUUAUAGCACAAAUAUUUGAUUGGAAAUAUGUAGUAGACAUAUGAGAUGGUAAGAUCAGCUAUUUUGCUCCUGGUAAGAUUUUUACUAAUGUUGAAAUAAAGGAUAAGAGUAACUGUCUGAUAUGUAAAUGUGUAUAUAUUUAACAGCAACAAACCAAAUUUUAAAAAUUAGAAAUAUGUGAGACUUUUCAGAUGUGGAGAAUCAAAGAUUCAAUUAUAAGCUUUUUACAAAAAUUGUUUUUCCACUGUUCUUCUAUUUUUUUCUGUCCUAAGCUCCUGCUUCUUUCUGUAGAAGAAUGAUUUCUCACAUGAAAGCAGAUUCAUUAUAUCUGUGCAUCUUAAACAUGAUUAUUUGGCCUCUUCUCCAAGGAUCUUGGUACAAAGAAACAUGAGUGAAGUAUCUUUUUUAUAUAUUUGCAGCAACAUGAAACUUAUGGCUUGAAAUGAGAGAAUAUGCAUGGUCCAAGGCCACCAGUGACCUUCAUGGCUCACUAGGGAUUUGUAUCUGCAUCUCACUCUUUCAAUCAGUUUCCCACUAGAUUUAAGUUGUAUCUGUCAGAUACAAGUUUUGCAGGUAUUGUCUCCACUAAGAUCGGAUCACUUUCAGGCUGUACAUUAAUUUUCCUCUUCAUUAAGCAAGAUAUAAACUAUGCAUGCAUUAACUUCUAAAAAUACUUUUAAUUUUAAGCGCAUGAAUACAAGAUGUUAAAAUGUUUUCUUUUUGCAGUAAUGUAAAGUUGCAAACUAUGUACCUAAAUUUACGUUGUUCAUGGUGACAUAAUUAAAAAGACAUGAAACUCAA
This is a messenger RNA of Anolis carolinensis (green anole), 3262 nucleotides long. It is a transcript of the gene eif1ax, whose product is annotated as eukaryotic translation initiation factor 1A X-linked. The transcript has 7 exons. Gene Ontology annotation, biological process: translational initiation. Lineage: Eukaryota; Metazoa; Chordata; Lepidosauria; Squamata; Anolidae. The record is from RefSeq and is a predicted model, not a curated record. The coding region runs from base 229 to 663 and encodes 144 amino acids. Gene Ontology annotation, cellular component: cytoplasm. Gene Ontology annotation, molecular function: translation initiation factor activity; RNA binding.